Messenger RNA from Amoebophrya sp. A25, 667 nucleotides. The record is from the annotation of a GenBank genome assembly. Lineage: Eukaryota; Dinophyceae; Syndiniales; Amoebophryaceae.
AUGUACGUAUCCGUAUUUUUUAGUUUCCUCAAAAUGCCUGGUUCAUCUGAAGUUUGUUCUUGCUUGUUGGAGUUGUUACCUAUCGAUAUUUUUGGUGUACCUCCUGGCUUCAUACGUGGCUCUCUUCGACGUUGCCACAGGAGGAGUAUCGCUAAUCCACAUGUAUCGGUCUUUCUUAUAUUUCAUAUGGCGGAAAAGCAGCCAGUACAAGCAAAAACAGACAUUUUUCUUCUCUGUAGUAGUCGAGGAGAGGAUGGAGAUGGUGCUCGACGAUUUUUCUUCACGGUCUUCCGACGAGUCAGUCGUGUUGAUUAUAACAUCCCCUCUCACCCUCUGAUUUCGGCCCGAUUAUAGCCCUCCCACACCAAACAUCGCCGAACCAGGGAUAUCCAAUCAAAGUUACAUUUUAGUAAACCUGUUGCAGUAAAACCCCCUUACAUCUCAGGACACUCACACCUAGCGAUAACGAACUAAAUCUUUCGAACUUUCACUUGGUGAAAAGUUAUGAAAUGACUGGGAAAUAUGAAUAUCUUUGUUGAACUUGACGAUAUUUCUCUUUGAGCAGCACUGCUCAUCGAAAGUCGCGUAGAUCGUUGCUAGUAUGAUCGACCAACUAAACGUGGUGGAAAAUGGAUCAUUUGGUAUUGUUCAUCACGCGGAGUACAGG